Molecule: messenger RNA, 1471 nt
Organism: Sphaeramia orbicularis (orbiculate cardinalfish)
Lineage: Eukaryota; Metazoa; Chordata; Actinopteri; Kurtiformes; Apogonidae
Gene: sord
Product: sorbitol dehydrogenase
Exons: 9
Coding region: 116-1180 (354 amino acids)
Biological process (GO): D-sorbitol catabolic process
Molecular function (GO): zinc ion binding; L-iditol 2-dehydrogenase (NAD+) activity
Source: RefSeq, a predicted model, not a curated record
GAGGAGCCGCUCCACGCCGGACUUUGACUCUGACACAGGUCCUGUUUCAGUCUGUGAGCUGUGUUUGUGUACGGACUCUGGUUCUGUGUUCUUUAGUGUCAGUGUUCCUUCGGUCAUGGAGCAGCAGAACCUGUCCGUGGUUCUGUACUCUCAGGGAGACCUCAGGCUGGAACCACGGCCUGUCCCGGAACCAGGACCUAAUGAUGUGCUUCUCCAGAUGCACUCUGUAGGAAUCUGUGGGUCAGAUGUGCACUACUGGCAGCACGGCCGCAUUGGGGACUUUGUGGUUAAAAAACCGAUGGUGCUGGGACAUGAAGCAUCUGGGAGAGUUGUCAAAGUUGGAUCAGCAGUCACACACCUUAAAGUGGGUGAUAGAGUGGCGAUUGAGCCUGGCGUGCCUCGUGAGAUGGAUGAGUUCUUCAAAAACGGCCGUUAUAACCUGUCCCCCACUAUCUUUUUCUGUGCCACACCCCCUGAUGAUGGAAACCUGUGUCGAUAUUACACACACAGUGCCAACUUCUGUUACAAGUUGCCUGAUAAUGUGACUUUCGAAGAGGGAGCACUGAUUGAGCCCCUUUCUGUGGGGAUCCACGCCUGUCGCAGGGCCGGCGUUUCCCUUGGCAGCACCGUGCUCAUCUGUGGUGCAGGACCUAUUGGGUUGGUCUGCCUGCUCGUGGCCAAGGCCAUGGGGGCCUCGAAGGUCGUCAUCACAGAUCUUUCUCCUGAGCGUUUGAAAAUGGCCAAGGACUUAGGUGCUGACUUCCAGGUGACGGUGAAGAGAGGAGACGCUCCACAGACUCUGGCCCAGAGUGUGGAAGACAUGCUCGAAACUCAGCCUCAGAUUACCAUCGAAUGCACGGGUGUCGAGAGCAGCAUCCAGACGGCAAUCUAUGCAACUCAUUCAGGUGGCGUGGUGGUUCUGGUUGGUCUUGGUGCUGAAAUGGCCUCCGUUCCUCUGGUCAAUGCCGCUGUAAGAGAAGUGGACAUCAGAGGAGUGUUCCGCUACUGCAACACCUGGCCGAUGGCCAUAGCGAUGUUGGCGUCAGGAAAGGUGAACGUGAAGCCCCUUGUGACCCACCGUUUCCCUCUGGAGCAGGCGGUUCAGGCCUUUGAAACCACACGACAGGGUCUUGGGAUUAAAGUCAUGUUAAAAUGUGACCAGAAUGACCAGAACCCUUGACCUGCUCAUCUGCAACAAACGUGACCAAUGGAAAGCAACUCAGAAUGACAUGCAGAUCACCUAACUUUGGACUUUGAACUCAAGAAAGAUAACAGCAGUAGUUGAAAGACAAAUACUAAUAAUAACACUGUGAAUGUGAAUGACUGUAGAUUCAGCUAACAUCUGAUGGUACGAAUAGUCAUUUUAUUAGGCUCAAAUUUCUUAUGUUUUAUAAUUAAGAUAAUUAGCUUUAUGUUGCACUUUAAUUUAGAUGGUUUUUAGUACUGUCACUGAUGUAAAACAAAUCUUAAA